CCCGCCCCCUCCCCUCCGCGGGGCCUCCCCCGCUCGCGCGGUACAGCUGGGUCAGUGACGCUGGCGCUGCAGCCGCCGCUACCGCCGCGUUCUAUUCUCCGAAGCCGGCGACCGCCCCGCCGCCUCCCUCCCUCCUGCCCGCUUCCUCUGCCCACAGCGCCAGAGCGAGCUAGACAAGGGCACGCGGGGCCUCGCCUAGACCCGAGAAGGCUGCGGGCGCGCGCAGGCGGCGGCGUGGAAGCGGUGAGCGCCCCCAUCCCGGAGGUCUCCGCCGGCUCCCGGGUGAAUUGGCUCCCAGCCGACUUUAGGAUUCUUCUGGAUUUUAAAUUUUUUCUUUUCAAAAAAACUUGGACGGAUAAAAGAUGUGCCAUGGCAGGAUAGCACCAAAGAGCACCUCAGUGUUUGCCGUGGCCUCCGUGGGACAUGGAGUGUUCCUUCCGCUGGUGAUCCUUUGCACCCUGCUUGGAGACGGACUUGCUUCCGUGUGCCCCCUACCACCGGAGCCAGAGAAUGGUGGCUACAUCUGCCACCCCCGGCCCUGCAGAGACCCCCUGACAGCGGGCAGUGUCAUCGAAUACCUGUGUGCUGAAGGCUACAUGUUGAAGGGCGAUUACAAAUACCUGACGUGUAAGAAUGGCGAGUGGAAACCAGCCAUGGAGAUUAGCUGCCAUCUCAAUGAGGAUAAAGACACCCACACAUCACUUGGGGUCCCCACGCUGUCUAUAGUGGCUUCUACUGCCAGCUCCGUGGCGCUUAUUCUCCUCCUGGUGGUGCUGUUUGUGCUGCUGCAGCCAAAGCUGAAGUCUUUCCAUCAUAGCAGGCGUGACCAGGGGGUAUCUGGGGACCAGGUCUCCAUCAUGGUGGAUGGAGUCCAGGUUGCACUGCCAUCAUACGAGGAGGCUGUAUAUGGCAGUUCUGGUCACUGUGUGCCACCCGCUGACCCCAGAGUACAGAUUGUGCUGUCAGAAGGGUCUGGGCCCAGUGGGAGGAGUGUGCCAAGGGAGCAACAGCUGCCGGACCAGGGGGCCUGCUCCUCUGCAAGUGGAGAGGAUGAGGCCCCAGGCCAGUCUGGACUAUGUGAAGCCCGGGGCUCUCGGGGCUCAGAGACUGUGAUGGUGCAUCAGGCAACCACCUCUUCCUGGGUGGCCGGCUCAGGGAACCGCCAACUGGCACACAAAGAAACCGCAGAUUCAGAGAACAGUGACAUACAAAGCCUUUUAUCCCUCACGUCAGAGGAGUACACAGAUGAUAUUCCACUGUUGAAAGAAGCAUGAGGGCAGCGGCCAGCCUUUCCUCUCUGCGAGGUUCUCUCAGCCCUUCCUCCCUCUCCCUGUGGGAUUGAGCACCCUGUACUCCCCACCCACCUUACCUGGAUUACCUGAGCUGCCACCUGUGUAUCUGUUAUCUCUGAGGGCCCUAUAGGCCCACCUUGCUGGAAACUCAAGGAAGAUUCUCGCCAUCUGCCUGUUGGACAGCUGGAGGAGCUGGCUCUUUGCCUGGCCCCGCCUUCCCAUCUGUCAGAGACAUAUUUGAAUGUGCUGGAUCGAACCCUCCCUUUUCCUAAGCCUCUGGGUCCCCUCCAGCCAGCUCUUUGGCGGCAGCCCCCACGAGCUCCUGUGGGCCUGAGUGCUGCUGUGUUUACUUGUGCCUUUCCCCCACCCUGUCCAGUUUCCCUGUCAUGCAGGCUUGUUGCUGUCCACAAGCCUUAGUGGCUACACUGCUGCCCCCUGCCACACAGGGGGCCGGGCCUGGGUCUGUCCUGUUUCCUUUGAGGGCUGCCCCUACUGCCCUUUGUAGGAGCAGAUCCAGGUGUGAGAGCUCUUGAGUCAGGAGUGGCAGAAGUGACUCUAACUGGGGUGAGAGUGUAGUCCCUGGGCUUGCCCUGGGUUGACCCUGGUGGCACGUUUCCUUGGCCGAGGAUGGAAGAUUUGGAAAAUCAUGCCCACGUUGGCCCAGGACCCAGCCAUCUGACCCAAAGGCGCAAGCUCCUGGCCCUGUUGAGUUGAGAGUUUCCAAGAAGCAUCCAGAAGAUCCCAAGGGAGAGAAGGAAAAUGGCUGAUAAUGAUUGUCUUCCUAAUAUGCAAGUUCUCACUUCCUACUUCCAGCAUCGGCCUUCCUGGCCUUGUCUUUUUUUUUUGUUUCCCUGGAGUAUAAGGGGAAGUUGCAUGCUGCCUCCUGGGUUUUAUCCCAGAUAGCUGUGGCUUUCUUGCCGCUCACAGGGGCCUGGGGCAGGAAGGAGAGUUGCUGAGAUGCCAUGGAGUGCCCAUCUGGUCACUGGCAGUCUGGGCAGGUUGCCCCUUUCUGGGUUUGUGGUGACGGAGGGGAGGCCGAGAGGCACAGACCGAGUUCCCGGGUGGCUGCAGGCAGCUCCAGCCCGGUCCUGAGGAUCCUCCUCACCAUGGUCACGUGCCUUAGUAACUGUGCCCAGGAAGUGGCCUGCUGCUUGCUGUGCUGCUGCUUUUCCUACUUCUGCCCUUCCCUGCCACCCCUCGCAUGUCACAGCUGACAAGCGAUUCCUUGUCUUCCCUGGCCCCCUGGGGGAAGGGCUGAGAAACAGUCCAUGUGCACCCCGACCCUAAUGGCCUGAGGUGGGCAGAGGGGUGUGGAGCAGCCUGGAGUACAGGGCCCUGGGGGAGGAGCCCGCUGAUGAGGGGCGCUUUCCCAUAGCCAUGUGUUGAAUGCUAACUAGGCUGGGGUGGACGAACUCUGCCAGCUGCUGUCAUCUUCAGAAGAUAGACGCAGCAGUAAGGAAUGUUUGUUUCGCUUUUUUGUGAAAUUUUCUGAAGCACUGUGGCUGGGAAACUUCGAAGUGGACUCUGUGCUGCAUGUCUGCUCCUCCCCUGAGCCUCUCCGCUUGGGGGUGGUAAAAAUAAAAAUCCUAGUAUAUUUUCAGUACCUUUCCUAACAGGGUUGGCUCCAGGCGUGGGUGGCCUAGAAGAUGAGGGGAGUGGUCUUCUCCCAGCCUGUUACCCUCUUGCCUCUUGCCUCCUGCCUCCGCGCUUACACACGCACUUUACCACCCGGUCAUUCCCUGGCCUCUUGCUGCCACUUGUAGUCUUCCUUCUUUCCUCUCAGGGUAAGGGCAGUGCCUGCUGUGCCUGUUGGCCACUCCCACACUUCCCCUCCCCCAGGAGCCCUCAUCUGCUGUGCUGAGUCCAGGAAAGCAUAGUUAGGUAGGGAGCUGGUUAGAGAAGGUGCUGGAACUAGAAGGCAGAUGAGACUAGCAUGGGCCCACCUGGAGGGGUGUCCCUAAUGGCCCCAGUCGCCUUACCACACCCACAGCAGUGCCCUUGUCUUCCUCCAAAACAGAAAGCAGGGACAAAAGGGGGAGGGGUGGUAAUCCGAAGUCUCACUGCUGAGCCUUCAGCUUUUGUUUUUCACUGUUUCACAACCCGAAUUCUAUUCUAGAAUGGUUUUUAAAAUGGAAGAUCUUACCUUUUUCUAUCUUGUUACUCUGGGGUCUUGUCCCCCUAAGAGAUUGCACUUUUUGUUUGGGGUUUAUUCAGCUGCAUAGAUGACCAGCGUGAUCCCUGGUGAAAUGAAAAGCCUUCCUUCUCCUGAAGCCUCUUUCCGCCCUGCCCUCCUCUAACAACACUGAGGAGCACAAGCCCAGGCUUGCCCACCUGGUAGGAAAGGAAGAAAUUAGAACAAUGGGAGCCUGGGCUCCCCUCUCGUCUCCUCCCCUCCUUCUUGUCACUGGCUUUGAUGAGGCCCACUUCCCAGAGCCUCCUGGGCCUGUGAGUGCAGGAGCUCGUUCUCCCCUCACUGCUGAAGUCUGUGACAGCUUCUUCCCCCAGUUAUUUCUCUUUCUUCCAAAGCAAUUUCUUAACCAUCAGCCAUGUGCUGCUAUUUCUAGGGCUUCUGGGCUUUGUCUCUUACUGAGAGAUUAGGGAAUCCACAGCUGCCUUGAGGUGGGGCCUGGCUGAGAGACAAGGGCAGCGGCAGGUGGCAGCCUGUUAGAAGACAGGCUGCCUGAGGAGCCUGGAGCAGGUGGAAACAGGUGGAAGAAACCGGCCACAGCCCUGCUUUCCUGGGCUAACCUCUAGGGCAUUCCAGCAGGAGGCUGAUGCAGGAGAAUGGCCAGCACCAAAGGACAUUUAAAAGAGUUUUUGGGUUUUUUUGUUUGUUUGUUGUUGGUUUUUUUGUUUUGUUUUUUGUUUUUUGUUUUUUUUUGCACACUUGAGCUGACUCAGUGCAGGUUUAAUAUCCUGGUGACUUGCAGUCACAUUCUAAUGACUUUCAAGGGCCAGAAUAUGGUGAAAAUCACUUAAAAUAUCCGUCCCUUCCAUGCCUUAGUUUAGCAGGUAGGCUCUAUCUUUUGCCAUUUCUGUAUUUUAUGUGCUGUGUUCCCGUUUCACUGGGUAUGAACUGUGAAAUGGACUGAAUCCUGGCCACUUUAUGAGUUUGUUUGGUUUUAUAAGGCAUUUCAAUGUACAUUCUAUAAAUACAAGCACUCCAUUUGCAAACAGAUCUUAAGCUAAUAUUUUCUUUCCCAUUCAUCUUGCCCUCCCCCUCCUCCCGCCAGCUUUAAAGUUCAGUGGAGAAGCCAGAUGGCAAUUCAGACAAAGGUAUACUCUUCCUGCUUCAUGGGUGGUGGCACGGGAAUAGAUAGCCCUUAGCCCUUUCCCUCCCAGUCCCAGUUGAGCUCUCAAACCACUUGCUUCCUGCAUAACAAUGUCGCCUCCAUUUCUGAGGAACAUCCUUGCGUAGAGAAUGAAAUACGCUGCAAUCAUUUCUGCAUCCUUACUCCUCACCCCCAAACAAAAAAAAGGCCUAGCAGGGAAGCAGCAUGCAGGCUUCACAGCUUAAUGCCAAGGACAGCGAGUGAGGCUGGGAGCUUCUCUUGGGCCUGCUGGGUCUGUCAGCUCUCAGAAUAGGGACAGUCAUUACUGGUGCCCCAAGGUGGGACUUGGAGAAUAUUUUGCUUGGCAUAUGUUUGGUCUGAAUGGUGUAGUUGCUGGUUCCCUAGAGAGGAAAAGGUGGCAGGCCCAGCUUUGCUGGGAAAUGGCUCUUAAUUUCCAGUUGAAAUCCUAGUAGAAUUGUGAAUGAUAACCUCAAGGUUGAGCUCCUCUGCCAAGCAGCAGAGCUAGUAGAAGGGGGUGCAGGGGCAAAGCACUCAGUUGCCAAGCAAGGAGGAGAGAUGUAUGUGGGCUGUGUGGCAGUCCCCACACCCUGCCCUGGCUUCUUCAGGUUAUCGCACCACUAUGGAAUCCUUUGCAGAAUGGUACUCAUAUAAUGGUUUAAAACAACACAUUCAUAAUUGACUCUGUGCAGGAUGUCACUCAAUCAGUUUGAGUUUGCUUUAUUUUAUUUUAUAUAUAUAUUUUUUGGUAUCCUGUACAUUGCAGUGGGUGUGAAGAUAGUAUUUUAAUAUUUGUACAAAGUUUAAUUUAAUUUUAAUUGUUCUAUGUAUAUAACUGCAUUUCUAAAUAAUUAAAAAAAAGUUCUUAUGAAGGCAA
Molecule: messenger RNA, 5459 nt
Organism: Symphalangus syndactylus (siamang)
Lineage: Eukaryota; Metazoa; Chordata; Mammalia; Primates; Hylobatidae
Gene: SUSD6
Product: sushi domain containing 6
Biological process (GO): DNA damage response
Source: RefSeq, a predicted model, not a curated record